Owenia fusiformis is the source of this 1087-nucleotide messenger RNA. Lineage: Eukaryota; Metazoa; Annelida; Polychaeta; Sabellida; Oweniidae. The record is from the annotation of a GenBank genome assembly.
UAUCUCCUCCUCUUUAGUGUAGCGUAAUCCAGCUGAUCAAUAUGGCGGCGAUUUUAAAGAAUUUUUAAAGUUUAACUUAUUUCCCUCAACAGAAUCACACUCUGAGGAAAAGCGUGGAGGAAAAGAACAUUUUAUGCAACUAGAAGGUACAAAGGAAUGGAGCCGGAUGAAGUCUGCCUUUCUGAUGUCCAUGUGUAUGCUGAUAUAAAUGUAGACAUCCCACAAUCUGACAAUGAAUACAAAGUAACCAGAACAAUUUUUGUGUAUGAUGAUCCUAAAGCAAUUACCCACUGUACUGAACAUAAUGAGGAAGAGGAAAACACUGAUGAACAGAUAGAAACUGAUGAAGAUGGUGAUCUGAUUCUCUCUAGGAAAGACACAAAGACAGAAUAUUCUAUUGUUAUAGAGCAUGCCAUGGCAACAAGACUCCGAGAUGUUGGACUACAAGUAUGGUCAGGUGCACUGUUACUGUGUGAUUACAUACUGCACCACAGACAGGCGUUCUCUGACUGUUGUGCUCUGGAGCUGGGUGGAGGUGUUGGCCUUGUGAGCAUUGUAAUGGCCAAGGUAGCACAACACAUCUUCUGCACAGAUAUUGGUGAGAAUGUACUGACAACAUGUGAACAUAAUGUAGAGUUGAACAAAGUCAAUGAAAUGGGUCAGGAGAGUGGAGUUGCAAUACGGGAGUUAGACUGGAGCAAAGAUUCAUCAAAGUUUUCCUGGAGUACCUCAGAUGUGAAGCAUCUCAAUGAGAAAACAACAGUCAUGCUAGCAGCUGAUGUGAUAUAUGACAAUUCUCUAACAGAUGCAUUGUUUAACACAGUGAAGAGAUUAAUGUCUCAGCCACCUGCUAAAACCCUCUAUAUUGCAGUGGAGAAACGUCUCAAUUUUACAUUGACAGAUCUGGAGGUUGCAUGUCCAGCAUACACACAUUUCAUUCAACAGGUGGCAGCACUAACACAGGAGACAUCUGGGGUCAGAUAUACAUCAGAGGCUAUACCUAUAGACUUUCCACAAUAUUUUCACUACACAAGGACUAAAUAUUUGGAAUUAUGGAAAAUCCAGGCAGAGUUUGUGUCUUGAGGAU